CCUGCACAGCGCCCCGAACCGGGGCCCUCCCUGCUUCGCCCUGCCCCAGGAACCUGCCUCCCCGGCCGGGGAUGAGGCCGGGAGGCGGCCGCGCGGGGCCCAGCACACAUGCUUGUCCCCGGGGGCCGCCGCAGCCGCCGUCGCCAGCCUAGAGCCGCCCGCCGAAGCUGAGCCGGCGCCCUCAACUCCGCCGGUCCCCGGGGGUGGCUGCUGCCCGUCUCCCCGAGGCCCAGGGGCCCGAUCGCCGAGCCCCUUGCUCCCUCGGCUGCGGUGGGACCGGGUAGCUGCGCAGCCUCCGACUCUCCCGACCGUAGGGUGUCCGCGGAGCAUGUCGGAGGAGAGCGACAUGGAGAAAGCCAUCAAGGAAACCUCCAUUUUAGAGGAAUACAACAUCAACUGGACUCAGAAGUUGGGAGCUGGAAUUAGUGGUCCAGUUAGAGUCUGUGUGAAGAUAUCUACCCAAGAACGGUUUGCACUGAAAAUUCUUUUUGAUCGUCCAAAAGCUAGAAAUGAGGUACGCCUGCACAUGAUGUGUGCCACACACCCAAAUAUAGUUCAAAUUAUUGAAGUGUUUGCUAACAGUGUACAGUUUCCUCAUGAGUCCAGCCCCAGGGCUCGACUCUUAAUUGUAAUGGAGAUGAUGGAAGGGGGAGAGCUAUUUCACAGAAUCAGCCAACACCGGCACUUUACAGAGAAGCAAGCCAGCCAAGUAACAAAGCAGAUAGCUUUGGCUCUACAGCACUGUCACUUGUUAAACAUCGCUCACAGAGACCUCAAGCCUGAAAAUCUGCUCUUCAAGGAUAACUCUUUGGAUGCUCCAGUAAAACUAUGUGACUUUGGGUUUGCCAAAAUUGACCAAGGUGACUUGAUGACACCCCAGUUCACCCCUUAUUAUGUAGCACCUCAGGUACUGGAGGCACAGAGAAGGCAUCAGAAGGAGAAAUCUGGCAUCAUACCUACCUCGCCAACACCCUACACUUACAACAAGAGCUGUGACUUGUGGUCGUUAGGGGUGAUUAUCUACGUGAUGUUGUGCGGAUACCCUCCUUUUUACUCCAAACAUCACAGCCGGACUAUCCCAAAGGACAUGCGGAGAAAGAUCAUGACAGGCAGUUUUGAGUUCCCAGAGGAAGAGUGGAGCCAGAUCUCAGAGAUGGCCAAAGAUGUUGUAAGGAAGCUCUUGAAGGUUAAACCAGAAGAAAGACUUACCAUCGAGGGAGUGUUGGAUCACCCCUGGCUCAACUCCACUGAGGCACUGGAUAAUGUGCUACCCUCUGCGCAACUGAUGAUGGAUAAGGCACUGGUUGCAGGAAUCCAGCAGGCUCACGCGGAGCAGUUGGCUAACAUGAGAAUCCAAGAUCUGAAAGUCAGCCUCAAACCCCUGCACUCUGUGAACAACCCCAUUCUGAGGAAGAGGAAAUUACUCGGCACCAAGCCAAAGGAUGGUGUUUAUAUCCAUGAUCGUGAGAAUGGAGCUGAGGAUUCAAAUGUUGCCUUGGAAAAGCUGCGAGAUGUGAUUGCUCAGUGUAUUCUCCCCCAGGCUGGUAAAGGAGAGAAUGAAGAUGAAAAGCUGAAUGAAGUAAUGCAGGAAGCUUGGAAGUAUAACCGGGAAUGCAAACUGCUAAGAGACACUCUGCAAAGCUUCAGCUGGAACGGUGGCUAUACUGCACCAGACCCACCAGGGCUCCAAGACUGGCAAAACAGAGUUCAGAUUUUUUGGCAGUUCUGGAGAAGUUGGGGCAUUUGAUAUAUGGAUCAACUCCUUCCCUCCUCAGGGGCAGGCUGAGCUGGGAUAUUUCAUCUACUCUGUGCUGGGCAAGGUAAAGACCUAUGUUGCCCACCAAUCCAAACUGCCAUCUCUGUUCUCCCCCAUGUGGCUAGACUGUGCCUGUCCCAUCAGAGUUCCAAGACUCCCAGUCCUCUGGGGAGCUCCCACAGAAAAAUUGGGAUGCUGGUACACAAACCUUCCCUUCUCUGGGAAAAGUUGGGAGCUAGGAGAUCUCUUUCUGAUUGUAUAGCAUUUUUCCAGGGGUAGGGAUUCUGGCAAGAAGGUGUCUCAAAUCUCCCUACUAGCUUUGGAGAAUCUGGUUUCAUGUUCACUUUGGAUACCGGAGCCUUUCAGUUAGUACCUGGAUUUCUCACAAAAAGAAUUUGUCUGUGAACUGUUGCUGAAUCAAUUUGUUUCUGAGGGGAAUGAGGGUCUAGGACUUGCUAUUCUGCCACUUUGCUAAUAUCCUCCUAACCAAUUUUCUACUGAGAAAUUUAUGAAUAUUUUUCAUCAUUUUUACAAUUGUUCAGUGGACAUGGAAAAGAGUGUACAUUUUCUGUAGGAAACAAAGUCGUGUGUGUGUGUAUAUAAAUGAUCAAACUGCAUAUUUCUAUUAUUUUGGUGUAUAUACCAUUCUCUCGUUUAUCUGCUUGAAGUCAAAUUCUGAAAGACAUACAUGAUAAGACUUCCUCUAAAACUGUGUUUCACCAAGUGUUCCUUGUAUUUGUAAUAGUGUUUUUCUUAAUGUGUUUUGUAGUCAUACUGUUUUUUUAAAAAAAACAACUUGUUUUGAAAUAAUUCACAGGUAAUUGCAAGGAAAAUAUAGAGAGGUCACAUAUAUCCUUCACUGAGCUUCCCGCUUUUAAUAUAGAACAAUACCAAAACCAGGACAUUGAUAUCACUACAUUUGCAAUUCUACACAACGUUAUCACAUGUGUAGAUUUCUGUAACCCCCACUGCAAUCAAGAUAGAGAACUAUUUUACCAUCACAAAGUUCUCACUCAUGCUACCCUUCUAUAGUCAAAUACUUGGCCACCCUGUCAUCCCUAAUUCCUGGCAACCACUACUAUAUUUGUCAUUUCAAAAAUGUUGCAUAAAUGGAAUCAUACUGUACAUGACCUUCUCAGAUUGCUUUUUUCACUCAUCUUAUUGCCCUUGGGGUUGAGCUAAGUUAUUGUUAUACAUCAGUUGUUCAUUCUUUUUAUUGCUAGCAUUUGAUAUGGAUGUACCAUAGUUUGACCUUUCACCUUGAGAAGUAUUUUGAUUGUUCCCAGUUUUCGGCUUUAGAAACAAAGCUGCCACAAAUAUUUUACAGAUUUUCUCAUAGACCUAACUUUCUAUUUAUCUGGGCUAAAUAUCCAGAAGUAUAAUUUCUGAGUCUUGUGCUUUUUUUUUAGUUUAAGAACCUGCCUAUUUCCCAGAGCUUUUAUACAGUUUUACAUUCCCAUCAGCAAUAUAAUGAAUGAUCCAGUUCCUCUGCAUCCUCGCCAACAUUUGGCAUUAUCUCAAUUUUUUAAAUUUAGUUGUUCUAAUAGUUCUAGUGAUCUCUCAUGAGGUCUUAACUGGUAUUUCUACUAAUGUCUACUAAUGUUGAACAUCUUUUCCUGUGCUUAUUUGCCAUCCAUAUAUCCUCUUCAUUGCAAUGUCUCUUCACAUCUUUUGUCCAUUUUCCAAGUGGAUUGAGUAAGGCAGAGUUCUUUAUCUAUUCUAGAUAUGAGUCCUUUAUCAGAUACAUGGUUUGCAAAUAUUUUAUCCUGUCUGUAAAAUUUAUAUUUUAAAUUUCAAUCUAUGAUCCAUUUUGAGGUGAUUUCUGUAUAAAGUGUGAGGUUUAGGUUGAAGUUCAUUGUUUGGUUUAUACAGUUUUCUAGUACCGCUUGCUGAAAAGUCUGUCCUUCCUCCAUGGAAUUGCUUUUGCUGCAUUGUGAAAAAUCAGAUAGCCAUACAUGUGUGGUUUCUCUCUUCUGUUCCACUGAUCUGUCCCAUGACCAAUACCACACAGUCUUGAAGUUGAGUAGGGUGGAUCCUCCUGUUAUUUAUUUAUUUUUUCUCCACACAAGAGAUUUUAAUGGCUGAAAGAGAGAAUGGCUGUCUCUAGGUGGAGAGCAGCAGCUCAUGGGUGAAGAAGCAUGUUUUUAAGGAGUAGGGGUAGGGUGUGUUCUGCAUUGGUGAUUGGAUCUUAAGGGGUGGGAUGAUCAUCUCGCCAUUGGUGAUUGGAUCUUGAGGGGUGGGGUGUCUAAGUGUGCCAGAAUUGCCUUCAUUCCCAUAUUUUUCUUUUCUUAAUAGGGGCCUCUGGGGAACUGGGCAUAGAAUCUCAUUCUCUAGUUACUUCCUGCUGGAAGGGAGUGCAGAUUCUGGGGUUGGCGAGGCCAUUGCUGUAGAGUGGGGAAGGGUGGGCAUCUUGAGAUGAUUCAUAAAGUCAUCAUAGCUGGUUUCGUUAUUCUUCGUGAGAAGGCCUUGAUAGUCCUGGAGGAGUAACAUACCGAAGGCCAGUGUUGUGUGGGACAUCGAGCGACCGGGGAGAUGGAAGGUGGGUUCGUGGAGGAGGAUCAGGGAGUGAGGGGUCCCAAGGCAGCUCAAAUUCCCACGCAAAGGUUUUAAUGGCAGAAAGAGAGAAUGGCUGUCUCUAGGUGGAGAGCAACCCCUCCUGUUAUUCUUAAACAAAAUUAUUUUAAGUAUUCUAAUUCCUUUGCCUUUUAGAAAAUUUAUAUUCUAAAUAAAUAUUUCACAAUGUAUACAUUUAUAAAAUCAUCAUGUUGUACAGAUCAAGUAAGUAAGUACAGUUUUAUGUGUGAAUUAUACCUCAGUAAAGUAAGGAUGGAGGGUGGAAUUGAGGAGGAAAAAACCCAAAAGCUUGAUAGAAAAAGGAGAGAAGAGAUGAACAAUCAUUAAAAGAUAUAAAAAUGGCCCUUACACACAUUAAAACAUAUUCAAAUUCACUUAAAAUUAGAAAAAUACCAAUUAACAUGAAGAUGACACUUCUCAUCUAUCAGUUUGGUGAAAAUUAAAAUAUAUGGUUACAUAUUUUGUUGCUUAGAAUGUAGGGAAAUAGGCAUUGUGAUAUAGUGCUAGUGAUUCAAACUGUCAAGACCUUUCUGAAAGGGAAUUUGGCAAUAUCAAACAAAGCUACAUAUAUAGUUAGUUUUGGACCUUACCUUCCUAUUUCUAGGAAUUUGCCUCCACAGAAACACAUACAUGCAAGAUUAUUUGUUGAUACAUUGUAUGUAAUUUCAAAAUAAUAUAAACAGCCUAAAAGCCCAUAUAUAGGAGAGUGAUUGAGUAGAUUAUGGUACAUCCACAAAAUGGAGUACUAUGAAGCUCUGAAUAACAAACAAAAGAGAAUGAAGAAGAUCUCUAUGAAUUGAUAUGGACUGUUUUACAGGAUUAUACUGUUAAGUUUAAAAAGGAAAGUACAUAAAAAGGGGAACCCUCCUACACUGUUGGUGGGAAUGUAAACUGUUUCAACUGUUGUAGAAAGCAAUAUGGAGGUUCAUCA
Manis javanica (Malayan pangolin) is the source of this 5261-nucleotide messenger RNA. The record is from RefSeq and is a predicted model, not a curated record. NCBI's taxonomy places the organism in Eukaryota, Metazoa, Chordata, Mammalia, Pholidota, Manidae.